GCCCCUGUAUUCUGCCUCACCAAAUCACCAGAUCGAUCGAUGUUCAUCAAUCUUUGAGGAAUUAUUUACAGCGAAUUUAUUUUGUUUUGGAUAAAGAUGUCUCAACCUCGGUUGCUUACAAUAGACUUUUUAGGGAUUGGAAGCCAGAUUGAUGGAGCAGAGAAUACUAGCCCGGCCAUGGAUUGCCAACACCAACGUAUGAAGAGGCAAUCAAAUCAGUCAUGCCUGGGGAAAAUAAAACCCUACAUCCUGCAACAAGUUCUCUGCCAGUCUCAAAUGGAGGUUAAUUCUGCGGUUUCUGAAGGUAUUAAGACCAUGGAGUUGUUUCCUCGACACGGUUCAGGGUUUCAAUUGGAAAAUUCCAAGCCUCCUUUCAAAGAGCUAAUGAUUUUCUACAACGGCGAGAUGAAAGUCUUCCCCGAUGUUUCUCCUGAAAGAGCAGAAGCUAUAAUGAUGCUGGCCGCGGGAAAUGGAAAUAUUCUGCAUUCCGAUGAGGUUUCGUCCUUUUCCACCACUGCUUCAAAUAUCCUACCUUUACCGACAGGAUUAAGAAAAAAUGUUACAAUUUCUGAAGAAUUUUCGGCUGAAGCAAAUCAAACCCUAUUUCAUGCCAAACUUCCGAUGGCGAAGAAAUUAUCUCUUCAACGUUUUCUCGAGAAACGGAAGGACAGACUUAACAGAUUACUUCCAUACAUGACUUCGUCAAAAUAAAGAUGCGCAAUUGUUAAUUUCCAAAUCGGAAAACGGGCGGAAAGUGGUUCUUCAAUGCGUAGUGGAUGACAACGUGGCGAACUGUGACUUUUUGAUCCUGACGAAGACUCCAUGAUUCUCACUUGUUUUGUAUACCGAACUCCCUGAAAUAGUAUAAUGUAACUGUGUGGGGCCAGGAAUCCCUGGAAUCACUAUCAAAAAAUAUGCUUAGAUCUAUUCAUAUGGCAAUAUGAUAAAUAUGGUCUUGGCAUAGUUGAA
This is a messenger RNA of Cryptomeria japonica (Japanese cedar), 969 nucleotides long. RefSeq names its product protein TIFY 10b. The record is from RefSeq and is a predicted model, not a curated record. NCBI's taxonomy places the organism in Eukaryota, Viridiplantae, Streptophyta, Pinopsida, Cupressales, Cupressaceae. Gene Ontology annotation, biological process: regulation of jasmonic acid mediated signaling pathway; regulation of defense response; response to wounding. The transcript has 5 exons. Gene Ontology annotation, cellular component: nucleus. The coding region runs from base 97 to 711 and encodes 204 amino acids.